AUGUUGAGCAAAGGUAUACCCCUUUGCGGCUUUGAGCAAGCCGACGUGUUGCGGAUAUCCUGGCAGCAACGGUACCAAUACAACUUUAAUAAAUCCAACCUGCGGAUAGCCCUUGAGGCCAUCAACACAGUGAUGUCGCUCAUCUCGGUAUCCGUAUACGUGUACGACACGUACGUACCCAUUGAUGACCUGGCGCGCAAGACGUACCUUGCUUGCUCCUGCACCUUCACGGUGGAGUACGUGCUUAAAUUGCUGGCUGCCGAUGACUGGCUGUCGUACAUGUUUUGGAGCUGGGCGCUGAUCGACGUUGCGACCAUUGUCUACGGCAUUGCCUACUACGUCGACAUCGACGUUUCUAACGAUCUAGGAUUCGUUCGGCUAUUGCGAAUCAUCCAGGUGGUCCGGUUGUGCAAGUCCAUCACGUCUCUUGUGCUGCAAUAUACUCGACACACUUCACAGCCGAUGCAGCUAGAGUUGGUCCGGCUGAGUGCAGAUGUGGCCAUGACGUUGGUGGCUGUGAUCUUCAUUUCCGGCUGCGUCUUCUACGAGUUAGAAGUGGUCCAGGGGGAUCUCCAGCUGCACAACGCCAUUUACUGGGCGUGUGUCACCUUCUCCACCAUCGGCUACGGGGACUACGCGCCGGGGACAGUCGCCGGGCAGUUAUUGUUCCCGUUCAUCAUCCUUGUAGUCAUUAUUUUACUACCCAGGAAGGUAUCGCAUCUGACGGAUAUGAUGAAGACUUUUAGCCGCUUUGUCCUCCGCUGCCACCGUUCCCACCGCUUUGGCCAACAUGUCGUACUUACCGGCCACGUGACGUGGCUCUCUGCCCAGACCUUCAUCACAGAGUUCUACCACCAGGGCCGGGGGUAUCAGGACUUGGACGUGGUGGUGUUGUGCCCUAGAGACCCUGAGCCCCAGCUGGUCAUCACCAUGAACAACCCUAGGUGGGAGCAGCGAAUCAAGUACCUAAACGGCUCACCCUUCCAGGCUGAGGAUCUUGCCCGUGCCGACACGGGCCGUGCGCUGGCUGUGUUUGUGCUGGCGAACAAAUACGCGGCCGACCCACGGGUCGAGGACAGCCGUACGUUGCUGGCGGUGCAGGCGGUGGCUCAGUUCCUGCGACAGUUCGGCAGUCCCGGGGAUCUGAUGCCCCCUCGAGUUGUAAACUGGAGCGCCACCAGCUGGAAGGGGCGACACAUCCUGUUCCUGUUGAAUGAAACCCUGGACCACGCCAUUUCCCUGCUGCGCUCCGGAGUCAGACAUCCCCCGGAGCUGGGGCUGCUACCGCUAGACAUCAGCCCCUUCCCUGUGUGGGUUGUGGGGGCUUGGUGUGUGGGCAGUCUACGUGCCGCCCUGCUGGGUGCCGCCCUACACACGCCCGGCCUCAUAGCCCUAAUAGCCAACCUGUGUAUCAGCUCCACCCUGACCAGGAGCACGAUGAGGGGCAGGGAGGACGUGUCCAUGCUGACCCAUUGCGGCUGGCUGUCCGAGUACCUCGGCGGGGCCAGUGUUGAAAUAUACGAUGUCACAUUUCCUAGGCCGUACUGGGGCCUUACGUUCAAGCAGGCGGCUCUCAAGCUGUGGCGCGAGGAGGAGGUCAUACUCAUAGGUGUGCGCAUGGCCCACCACAGAGACAUGGAACAGAGCUUUGACGUCAAACUGGCGCCCAUGGGGGGCAGCAGCUCUGCGGCAGCCGCCGCCGCCGCCGCGGCGGCGGCGGCGGCCACGGCGACCCACCACGACGUCAGCCGCCACACCGACCAACCCCAUUACCACGACCAUGCGGACAACCCGUACAUGGACGAGCACACGGCUUUUGCUGCACAGGAGGAGGAGGAGGAGGAGGCGAUGCCGCUGAGCAGUCUUUACCUGGAGCACCAACGACAGCUUGUGAAGCAGCAGCAGCACGUGGAGCAGCAAGCAGAGGAAGCGAUGCAGCAGCAGCAGCAGCAGCAGCAGCUGUCAUCCACGGCGCCUGAUGCACUAGAAUCCGCCAGCAUCAACACGCUACAGCCGGUCAUUGCUACCCCGCUAACUGAAAUGCCCACCGCCUGCACGUCAGCUGCUCCUGAUGCUGCCACUGCUACUCCUGCUGCUGCUCCUGCUGCUCCUGCUCCUGCUGUUGCUAGCGGCAGUGGAAACGUGGAGACGGUCUUGGACCAGGGAUUCGACGUUGCAGUAUUCACAGAUGCCGGUGCCGGAGGAAGGUCCGCUGUUCUCAACACGUCGUCGGUGCCGGCGGCGUCGGUGGCGGCGGCAGCAUUCACCUCCUCCGUCAGUGUGGGCGUGCUCCGGAACCGGUCGACGCCUGCCUUGAGCAGUUUGCCUAGUCUGGUACGGAUCUCGGAGACGCCGGAGGGGAUCACUGGCCAACAGGCGCCGCCGACGGCGGCGGCGGCGGCGGCAACGGCGGCGCCGGUUUUCGCGGGCCAGCCAUCGGCCCCGACUAUAAUAGCACCGCCAACGGCGGCGGCGCUUGUGUGUGAGCGGCAGAAUCCAGAACUGCCAAACGAGGCGGCAGUUGCGGCGGCGGUGGAGGCGGCGGGUGGCGGCGACGGCAGCGGCGAUGGAGGGGCUUCCCGAUGGCGCCGCGUGACACCGCCACCGCCACCGCCACAGCUAGAAGAGUCCGUACAUUCGUUGCACUCGAUGCCGUCGGUACCUUCCCUGCAGUCAGUGCAGUCAUGUUUGCAUGACGGGAUGGCGCAAAUUGAGGCGACGGCGGUGGCGGCGGCACUAUCGAUGGCGGCAGCGCCGGCGCCGGCGCAGCCGGCAACAAGGCGAACUAGGGAAUCGUGGCUCACCGCCGCCGGCCGCUUGACCAGGUUGACCAUCCGCUCCAUGCCUGCGGCCAAGGUGUCCAUGUCCGGCCGCUCCUCGGCGUCGCAGUACACCGACGUCAGCGGCGGCGACGGUGACGGCGGCGGCGGGAGCCGCCGCUCUUUUGUGAGCCAGCGCUCAUGGGCGAUUUCCUCCAUGGACGCUGCCGCUGCCGCUGCCGCCGCCGUCGCUGCUGCCGCCGCCAGCACCAGCACCACCGCGCAGUCCCACGGCGGCGGCGGCGGCGGCAACUUGGCCACAAGCACCAAGCGACAGCAGGGCCUCAAAGCCACCACACGUGCCCCCGAUCUUCAUGCCUUGGCUGCCGUUAGCAGCUUCAAGUAUCGCCGCGCGACGGCUCGUCAUACAUCAUGGCAGGCCGCUGACGUUACGCUGCCGGUCCCCACGUCCCCAUCGCGGUUGCCGUCGGGAAGAAGCUCGGAGUCUAGGUCGGUCUCGGGCUCGCAAUCGGGAUCCCCUUCGAAUUCGGAUUCCGGCUCCAGUUCAAAUUUGGAUUUGAACUCUGGUACCGGCGCGAGUUUGAGCUUGGGGCCGGCGGCACCACCGAGCUCCAGGGGGGGUGAAGAGGGCCAGGGACACAGGGACGAAGCCGUUGCUGAGCCGCCACCACCGCCGCCGCAGCUGCAGCCGGCGCUGAUGAUGCAGCUUCCGCCGCCGCCGCCGCUGCCGCCGCCGCCGCACCAGCGGGAAGAAGGCAGCGCUCGUGAUUUCAAAACCUGCCCGAUCGUCAUAUUCGAUGAUAGCAAAGACGACAAGGGUGCGCUGAGUGACGGCCAGCUGGCCGACCUGGCCUCCCUCCCUGGCGCGCUGCCACACCGCAUUUUUGUCCUCAAAGCCGACCCCUGGAAUCCUGUAACGGACCUGAGGAAGCUAAAGUUGAAGCGGGGAUCCUCGGUCUCUGCGCUGCUAGUACCCAGCAAGGACUUAUUCACCGAGGCGGCCGUGGUGGGGUCGGAGCCAGCCAUGGCGGACGGGCAAAUACUGGUGGUGGCUGCGGCCCUUCGGAGGUAUUGCGAAGAGAUGGACUGCGAGUUGCGAGUUGUGGCUGAAGUUCUGGCACUGAUCAACAGCUCCUAUGCGCUGCCGCUGUGUCUGGCCGAGGGACCCUACGUAACCAACAAGGAGCCUCUUCCGGAGGAGUUCGUACAGGAGAUGCUGACGGAGAUGCCCCACCUGGCUCCCUCCCUGGCGCCGGGGCACAUCCUCAUGCAAACCAUGAUGGAUGCGCUGGCCUGCCAGAGCAUCUUCAAUCCCAUGCUCCUUCAAAUCCUCCUCAAGAUGCUCAACUGCUGGGAUGUCAUUUCAUGGGACGCUUGGGUGCGAUGUCAACCCCAGCAUCAGCCCCAGCAGCAACAGCCCCAGCAGCAUCAGCGCCACCACUAUCAUCAGCAGAAGCUGCAGCAGCGCAUGGAUGCUGCCGGGGCGCUAGCAUUAAAGGCACGAUCGGUGCACUAUGCUGACCGUUGCAGCGUCGGCGGUGGCGGCGGAGGCGGCGGUGAUGGUGCGUGCACGGAGCCGGACUUGCUGCCACCUUCCGAGUCCGCCGCCGCGGAAGUUAUGCAACAUGAGGGUUGGGAGGAAUCGCCAUUCGGGCCAGGACGAGGCCUAGGGGAUGGUGGCCUGGGCCGCCGGGAGCCGAAGAAGUCCGGCGGCGGGGCGGUGGGGGAGGCUUCGGAGGGCGCGAGCUUGGUGACCCCGCCGCCGUCUCCGCCGCCCCAAGCGGCGGCAUGCGAGUCGCCGUUCGAAGCGGAGCAGCAGCAGCAGCAGGAGCAGCAGCAGCAGCUGCAAGGAGAACAGGACUCCAGCAGCAUCAACUUCGGUGCGCUGUUUGAGGUGCUUGUGGAAGACUAUGACGUGAUGCCGCUGGCGUUGUACAGGCGCGAUUGCGGCGGCGGCAGCGGCGGCCCUGCAGGUGGCGCCAGUCGGCUGGACGAGCAAGCGAGUAGGGGAACCCCGCAGGCGGCGUCGUGGUUGCCGUACGUGUAUACCAAGCCGAACAAAAACGACACGUGGCUGCGUGAAUCGGACGACGUCUACCUGCUGGCUUCGCAGGCAGUCGUGAUGCGCUUUUGGGGUGGCAAAGCCACUUGA
Molecule: messenger RNA, 4932 nt
Organism: Volvox carteri f. nagariensis
Lineage: Eukaryota; Viridiplantae; Chlorophyta; Chlorophyceae; Chlamydomonadales; Volvocaceae
Exons: 24
Coding region: 1-4932 (1643 amino acids)
Biological process (GO): potassium ion transport
Cellular component (GO): membrane
Source: RefSeq, a predicted model, not a curated record